UUCAAGGGUGGUGAUACCCAACUUUCCGUGCCACACUUUCCAUCAAGAGUACUGAAACCAUAUAAAACCUUAGGCCACAUUCAUAGUUGUAGAGAAGCUUGCAAUGGCCAAAGACUACGGAGAAGUUGAGUUGUUUGGUGUGGGGGGAAGCCCUUUUGCCAGAAGGGUGCAGAUUGCCCUGGAACUGAAGGGAGUCCAAUACACUUACUUUGAAGAAGAUCUUAGGAACAAGAGUGAUCUUCUUAUCAAAUACAACCCUAUUCACAAGAAGGUACCUGUGCUUGUCCACAAUGGAAGACCAUUGGCUGAGUCCCUUGUGAUCCUUGAAUACAUUGAUGAGACAUGGGAGAACCACCACCCCAUCUUGCCUCAACAACCUUAUGAUAGAGCCUUGGCUCGAUUCUGGUCAAGGUUCAUUGAUGACAAAUGCAUGCCUGCAAUAUCAAAGGCAGCAUUUACUGCAGACAAGGAGGAACGUGACAAGGGCACUGAGGAAUCACUCGAGUCUCUUCAAAUUCUUGAGAAUGUACUCAAACACAAGUUCUUUGGAGGUGAGACUACUAUAGGCAUAGUGGACAUAGCCGCUGGCUUCAUAGCUUUCUGGCUCCCUGCGAUUGAAGAGGCUGUGGGGUUGAAAUUGCUGACCAAUGAGAAGUUUCCAAAACUCUACAAAUGGGGUGAAGACUACACCAACCACCCUGUUGUGAAAAAGAAUCUUCCCCAAAGAGAUAGGGUUGUGGGGUUCUUCAAAGCUCGAUAUGCAUCCAUCACUGCUUCCAAAUAGACCAAUUGUGGGUGUGAUAGAGACUCAUGAUUUUGGGAAAUUGUUGUGUAAUAAAUCUUGUAAGGAGUAGGUGGUUUCUUAAGGGAGGGUCUACAUGAUGGAAUUUCGAGUAAAAUUGUAGUGUUUGUGCACUUUGUGUUCAAUUUGGUAUUUAAGUAAUUAUGUUCUAAUAUAUAUAAAAUUCUCUCUGAAUAUAAUUGUUAAAAGAAAAA
Glycine soja is the source of this 996-nucleotide messenger RNA. RefSeq names its product probable glutathione S-transferase. Gene Ontology annotation, molecular function: glutathione transferase activity. The coding region runs from base 104 to 784 and encodes 226 amino acids. Lineage: Eukaryota; Viridiplantae; Streptophyta; Magnoliopsida; Fabales; Fabaceae. The record is from RefSeq and is a predicted model, not a curated record. The transcript has 2 exons. Gene Ontology annotation, biological process: glutathione metabolic process. Gene Ontology annotation, cellular component: cytoplasm.